This is a messenger RNA of Scleropages formosus (Asian bonytongue), 3227 nucleotides long. It is a transcript of the gene tbx3a, whose product is annotated as T-box transcription factor 3a. The transcript has 7 exons. Gene Ontology annotation, biological process: regulation of transcription by RNA polymerase II; positive regulation of DNA-templated transcription; cell fate specification. The record is from RefSeq and is a predicted model, not a curated record. Lineage: Eukaryota; Metazoa; Chordata; Actinopteri; Osteoglossiformes; Osteoglossidae. Gene Ontology annotation, cellular component: nucleus; chromatin. Gene Ontology annotation, molecular function: RNA polymerase II cis-regulatory region sequence-specific DNA binding; DNA-binding transcription factor activity, RNA polymerase II-specific. Bases 610 to 2697 code for a protein of 695 amino acids.
CAUCCGCGCGGCGCCGAAGCGCACGGGGCGCAGAGGGCGCGAGGAGUCUCGUAGGUGCGGAGAUCAGAGACCGCGCUGGGUUCGUCUCUGAGACGCGUGUGCGCGCUUCUGUGUGGAAAAGAGAGAGAGAGAAAAGAGCAAAGUGCGUGUGUGUGCGUGAGGGAGAAGGUGCAGAAGAGAAAUGUUUUCAAAACUUCAUUUUUACGGAUAGAACGGAGCAAGAAUAUACAUACACUUUUGUUUCAAAAAGAUGAACUGAGAGAAUAACGCGAGAAACAAACGUGACAACAGUUUUUUUUCUUUUUUCUUUUUUUUUUUCCCACGGAGCUCGAUCAGCCGGACUGGAUCGUAUUGAUCAGUCAAGACUCACCCGUGCCGUGGAGAAGCUCCCGUCUUGACACCCAUCGGCUUUGGAUCCUGCUUUCACUGAUCUCUGCGAAGGCGUGGAAUUACACAAGUUACUUCUCGUCGUGCCAGACCGAACACUUUCGCUGUUGCGUGAAUGUUCUUUCGAAUAAAGGACUGAGGAAAAUGCUCCUUUGAAGCGAAGAAACCUGCGCGUCCAGCCUCAGUCUCCGCACAUCUCUGGGAUCCUUUUCUGCGAGGUGGAUGAGCUUCCUGAUGAGAGAUCCAGUCGUCCCCAGAGCAAGCAUGGCAUACCACCCGUUCUUACCUCACCGGAGCCCAGAUUUGGCCAUGAGCGCGAUGCUGGGCCACCAGCCCCCGUUCUUCCCGGCCCUGGCGCUGCCGCCGGCCGCCUCCCUGUCCCUCCCCGGCGCGCUCGGAAAGCCUAUCAUGGACCAGCUGAUGGGCGCUGCUGAAACCGGCCUCCACUUCUCCUCUCUGGGACACCACGGCGCCGCCUCUCAUCUCAGGCCCCUCAAAACGUUGGAGCCCGAGGAGGAGGUCGAGGACGACCCCAAAGUCCACCUGGAGGCCAAGGAGCUCUGGGAACAGUUCCACAAGUGCGGGACAGAGAUGGUGAUCACCAAAUCAGGAAGGAGGAUGUUUCCCCCGUUCAAAGUGAGGUGUACGGGCUUGGACAAGAAGGCCAAGUACAUCCUGCUCAUGGACAUCGUGGCCGCGGACGACUGCAGGUACAAGUUCCACAACUCGCGCUGGAUGGUGGCGGGGAAGGCCGACCCCGAGAUGCCCAAGAGGAUGUACAUCCACCCGGACAGCCCGGCCACGGGCGAGCAGUGGAUGUCCAAGGUGGUCAACUUCCACAAACUCAAGCUGACCAACAACAUCUCCGACAAGCACGGAUUUACGAUUCUGAACUCCAUGCACAAAUACCAGCCGAGGUUCCACAUCGUGAGGGCCAACGACAUCCUCAAACUGCCGUACAGCACGUUUAGGACCUACGUGUUCCCGGAGACCGACUUCAUCGCGGUCACUGCUUACCAGAACGACAAGAUCACACAGCUCAAGAUCGACAACAACCCCUUCGCCAAGGGAUUCCGGGACACGGGCAACGGGAGGAGGGAGAAGAGGAAACAGUUGGCGCUGCAGUCCAUCCGAUCCUACGAGGAACAUCAGAAGAAAGACCUCGGGACCUCGGACGAGUCCUUGGGCGAACAGGUCCCUGCGGUUUCUACUAUAGGACCACCUAACCAUAAAGACUUCUGCGAAAGUGACGAAGACAGCGAUGAUGGAAGUAAGGACGGAAACGUCCAGGACGGACAUGACUCCGGCAAAAUUUCGACGACCACCGAGCACUCGAAGGAGCACACGUCGAGCUCGAGCGCCACCAAAGACCGCCUGUGUGCAAGCGGCAACUCCACGAACGCGGGACGAGGGGAGGCCACGGGCAUCGUGAAAAGCCCGGCGGAUUCGAGACAGAGCCCUGUCACCAUCAUCUCGAGCACGACGCGGGCUGGGGAUGACACGAAGGGCUCGGCGCGUGACCCGCCCAAAACGGACGAGUGCAGGCCCCUGAGUAAGGAAAAGUACACUCCGCUGACCGUUCAGACGGACUGCAGCCCUCACUUCAACCAGGGACACCUGCACAACUUUGGAUUUCCACCGAGCUUGGCAGGCCAGCAGUUUUUUAACCAUCUGAGUAGUAGCCAUCCUUUCCUCCUACACCCCAGUCAGUUCAACAUGGGAAGCGCAUUUUCCAAUAUGGCUGCGGCGGGCAUGGUCCCCUUGCUAGCGGCGGUGUCCUCUGGCGGGGUUAGCACCAUGGACACAACCAGUAUCUCGUCCUCCCCCCAAGGCCUGACGGGAUCUCCAGGACUGCCUUUUCAUCUACAGCAACAAGUCUUGGCAUCACAGGGCUUUGCCAUGUCUCCGUUCGGAAGCCUCUUCCCGUACCCCUACACCUACAUGGCGGCAGCGGCAGCCGCAUCAUCUGCGGCAUCGUCCUCUGUGCACCGGCACCCGUUUCUGAGCACCGCACGCCCCCGUCUCAGGUACAGCCCCUACCCCCUCCCGCUCGGCGUGCCGGACAGCACCUUGCACGCUGCAGGCCAACCGUCGGCCGAUGGCGGCGGCCUGGCGACCAGUCCGGCGCUGGCCACGCUGGACUCCACGUCGGACCUCAACGGCAGGUCCUCGGCCCUGUCCUCGGGUUCGGUCUCCCUUUCUCCAAAGGCUUGUUCCACAAAGGACUCUGCCACUGAGCUCCAAAGCAUCCAGCGCCUGGUGAGUGAUCUAGACACGAAACAGACCAGGCCCCGGAGUCUGUCUCCUUAGGCCACGGAGCAAGGGGGUGAAACCAAACUGCCAACCAACAAUAACUCUUCAGAUAAGAGUUUUUGCCCAGGACGACGCCGACAACGCGGCCAUGAUAAUUAUGACGAUGAUUACCAUAUCUUUCUUGCAAAUGCGGGUGUGGAUAACAGACCUAUGGACCUGUUUAGAUUUUUAAAAUGCACUUUGUUUAUAAAGAGACUGAUAACUAUAAUUCUCUUGUGUUAAACGGAAGAACUUUGAACUUUUCUUUUAUUUGACUACCACACGAGUAUUGAAACUGAAAGGUUACUACGGAUAACAACCAUAAACCUAUUAAAUUGCUGCUAUGUCCUAUCUAUAUUUUAUAUGUCAAGUUGCUGGGCUUUUGGAACAGGAAUUAAUUUCAUGUUUACCCUGAAGUGGUUAGAACUGUUUGUAAGCAUAAUACCCAUAUAAUAUAAAGUCUGCUGUGUUUGAUUUCUUAAAAGACUAUAGCUCUCCUUUGCCUGUGGUGGGAAGAGAUUUUUGCAUGCUCCACAUUCAUUUACAAC